This is a messenger RNA of Nelumbo nucifera (sacred lotus), 1182 nucleotides long. The record is from RefSeq and is a predicted model, not a curated record. Lineage: Eukaryota; Viridiplantae; Streptophyta; Magnoliopsida; Proteales; Nelumbonaceae.
GAUGAUCUCUGGAAGGGAAGGUGGGGGGGCCAACGGCUAACUGAGAAUUUCCCUCCACACAUUCUCCGGGCCUUAUCUUUCGGUGUCCAGUCCCUCCCAAACCCACCAGAAUGCAGUCAUCACAUCAGUCGAAGCCCAGCCACCAUCUAACCCCUUUUCCCGCCUCAAAUCACCAAAUCCAGUACUACUACUUACUAAUACUCUUUUCUUCCACACCACCACCACUACCUCCUCUCCUCCUCCACUCUUUCAUCGUCGUUGUCGUUAGAGAUGGUUACCGCAUUAGGCUUUACUCUCACUUCUCCUCGGCUCUUCUUUACCCAGCUCCGUCGACCCUUCGUUUCCUCUCCGCGAGAUCACUUUUCUCAGUUCACAGCGCAUCAUAGGUCGUCGAUUCCAUUUACCAGCUUUCGGUUGUCGCCUCGUCACCGGCUUUUCAUACUUCCUCCUAAGGCCGCUGAUCAGCAAGGCCAGGCCACAGAAGAUGAGGUUGUUGACAGUAAAAUUUUGCCAUACUGUAGCAUAGACAAAAAAGAAAAGAAGACAUUGGGGGAAAUGGAACAAGACUUUCUUCAAGCACUGCAAUCAUUCUAUUACGAGGGAAAAGCUACCAUGUCAAAUGAGGAAUUUGAUAAUCUCAAGGAAGAACUAAUGUGGGAAGGAAGCAGCGUUGUCAUGCUGAGUUCAGAUGAGCAGAAGUUUUUGGAAGCUUCAAUGGCUUAUGUUUCUGGAAAACCAAUUAUGACAGAUGAAGAAUUUGACAAAUUAAAGCUGAAACUUAAGAUAGAAGGGAGUCAAAUCGUAGUUGAGGGUCCACGUUGCAGUCUCCGUAGUAGAAAGGUGUACAGUGACCUUUCUGUUGACUAUUUCAAGAUGUUCCUGUUGAAUGUCCCAGCUGCUGUUGUUGCUUUAACAUUGUUUUUUUUCCUCGAUGAUAUAACUGGAUUUGAGAUCACAUAUCUUUUGGAGCUUCCAGAGCCAUUUAGUUUCAUUUUCACAUGGUUUGCAGCAUUGCCCCUCAUAUUUUGGGUAGCCCAAUCAAUCACAAAUGCCAUCGUGAAAGACUUCUUGAUUUUAAAGGGCCCCUGUCCGAACUGUGGUACAGAAAAUGUUUCCUUCUUUGGGACUAUUCUAUCAGUAUCUAGUGGUGGCACUACCAAUAGUGUUAAGUGCUCAAAGUAA